This is a messenger RNA of Myxocyprinus asiaticus (Chinese sucker), 5264 nucleotides long. RefSeq names its product family with sequence similarity 199, X-linked (gene fam199x). The transcript is spliced from 7 exons. Lineage: Eukaryota; Metazoa; Chordata; Actinopteri; Cypriniformes; Catostomidae. The record is from RefSeq and is a predicted model, not a curated record. Bases 114 to 1238 code for a protein of 374 amino acids.
AAAAUGUCUAUGACGUCAGGGGUGUUACGUAAUCGGCGGAAGAGACAGAAGAUACUGAAUGGUAUGAUGCUCGCGUUUGUCAUAUUAAACAUACAGACCGCAUAAAACAUCAGAUGUCCGAGGACGUCUAUGAGAAGUUCCUUGCUCCAGAGGAGCCGUUUCCACUGCUGUCACAGCGAGGAAACUUCAGUGAAGAUGCCACACUGGACGUCAGUGACUUUGGUUGUCAGUUGUCAUCGUGUCACCGAACAGAUCCUUUACAUCGCUUUCACAGCAGCAGGUGGAACUUGACAUCGUGUGGCACCAGUGUGGCGAGUUCUGAGUGCAGUGAGGAGCUCUUCUCCUCUGUGUCUGUAGGAGAUCAGGACGAUUGCUACUCCCUCCUGGAAGAUCAGGAGCUCACCUCCUUUGACCUGUUUCCAGAGGGCAGCGUCUGCAGCGAUGUCUCCUCCUCCAUCAGCACAUACUGGGAUUGGUCAGACAGUGAAUUUGAGUGGCAGUUACCAGGCAGUGACAUAGCCAGUGGCAGUGAUGUGUUGUCUGACAUCAUACCGAGUGUACCCAGUUCACCCGGCCUUGUUUCCAAAAGAAAAAACAAACUGCACCGGAAUCUGGAUGAGCUACCCUGGAGUGCCAUGACUAAUGAUGAACAGGUGGAAUAUAUUGAAUAUUUGAGUCGAAAAGUCAGCACAGAGAUGGGUCUUCGGGAGCAGCUUGAUAUUAUAAAGAUAAUUGAUCCGAGUGCACAGAUAUUGCCAACAGACUGUGAGUUCAUCAUUGAACUGAACUGCCUCACAGAUGAAAAACUCAAACAGGUAAGGAACUACAUCCGUGAGCACAGUCCGCGGCAGCGGGCGACCAUGGCACGUGAUGGUCGGAAGUGGAGUGUGGCGAGCAGCGGCAGCACUAGCGGCGUGAGUGCUCACAGCAGCAGUAACACCAGCAUGGUGAGCAGCUCUAGCAGCAGCACUGGAUCUACCGUAUCAAACUCCUCCACCAACAUCAGCCGCGCACACAGUGAUGGAAACCUGGCCACUGCUGCAGAGCGCAUACGAGACUCUAAGAAACGCUCCAAGCAGAGGAAGAUACAGCAAAAGGUGUUACGUAAGCGACAGCUAAAAGAUCAGAGACAAGCACGUAAGGAGAGAUUGAGCGGUCUCUUCCUCAAUGAAGAGGUGCUGUCACUCAAAGUCACAGAGGAGGAAGACCACUGCGAUGAUGUUGAUGUGUUGAUGUGACAAGAAUGAAUGAUUCAGUGUUCCUUCUAAGCCUCUUCCAUACAGCAUCAAUCACACAUAUCUCCGCCAUCAGCAGCUUUACAUUACGAACACAUCUUUAGUUAGAUUGACCAAGCUAAGUCUCUCCACAGCCAUAUCAACUGUCCGACAAAAAAUAUCAGGCCAAAAUGCAGUCUGACCCAAAAUUUCAUUUUUUGUUCAUUUUAUUGAUAAAGUAGGAUUGACUUGUAAGUAUGGAUGCUCCGAUCGAUCAGCCACAUCAAUAUGGGACUCUGGGGAAUACAGCCCAAAUGUUGUAAGACAACAAUCUUAAUUCAACAGUUAAGAUUGAUGCAGUGUGAGAGCUGUGGCGGAUAUAAAAAGCUUGUGCACAGCAUACGUUGUUAGCGGCAGCAGCUUCUCCGUUUCCGCCGGGGGUAGGCAUAUCACCAUAAGGGUUAAUAAUGACAUGGGUUUCAAGGUGAGGCAUAAUUCAAACAUCUUUUUAAAAUAAUUCCAGAGUAAAAGGCAUUAAUAUUAGCACCUGUUGAGUCUGCAAACAUGCAAUCUUUUCCCAUUUUCCUUUAAUCUCUUGCAUCAUAAGAGAGUGUGUUUUCUCCUCAUUAAAGCUCCAGAAGUAAUAGGUGAAAGAGCAACUAAUUUUUCCAACAUCCAGCAAAAUGAAAGAGCAGGGAGCAUAUUUUAAAUAUAAUUUUAUAUACAAUAUUAAGAUACUAUAAAAUUAUAAUGCUAUAUAUUAGGAUAGGCUGCCUGUCCUAAUAUAGAGAAUAUUUUGUGUAAACCUAUUUUUUUAAGGCAUAUAAAAAAACAUACAACUAUUUUUGUAUUAUUUCAAUAUCAAAUAACCAAAUUACAGUAAUUUUUCUCAGCAAAAACUAGGCAACAACAAUGGUAUUACCAACAGGGAAAUUUUGUUAACAGUGAUAGAGAGGAGAAAACUCACAUAUAACCAAUUAUGGCAGCGCUCCAUGUUAUCGGUUUCAUAUGACAAGGAAAUUGUAAUCAAUAUCGGCUAUAAAAAUCCUGAUCGGAGCAUCUCUACUUGUAAGCAGAGAUUGUGCUACAUACAAUCUUUACAAAAGCAACAUAGGCUGGAAGUUAAAGGGUUAGUUCUUGUCGUUCCAAACACGUAUGUCUUCCUGAAACAUAAGAAUGUGUUUGGCUGAAUGUUAGCCUCAGUCACCAUUCACUUUUAUUGUAUGGAAAAAGAUGCAAUGAAAGUGAAUGUUGACUGAGACUGUAAAUCCCUAACAUUCUGCCUAACAUCUCCUUUUGUGUUCCAUGGAGAAAGUCACACGGGUUAGGAACAACAUGAGGGUGAGUAAAUGAAAUAAUGUAUUUUUGGAUGAACUUUCCCUUUAAUAAAGAUUUAAAGAACUAAAGUGCAAUUGACAAGUGUGAGUUCUGUGAAACUUCAGUCAUGAAAACAUUUGAUAAAAGUUUUCAAAAGCUUAAAUAGCAUCUAUAACAAACUUAGAGUUUCCAUGUCAUUGUUUAGAAAAAUAUUGAAAUGUAUGAUAUUAAUGUUUGAUAUUAAUGUGUUUUAAAUGUGACAUUAUCAUCACAAACGCUGUGCUGUGGGUUUUUCAAUAAAAUAAAAAGUUCAACUAAACGAAUAAACAGCUAAACGACAAACAAAGAUACAAAUUGAGCAACAGUCAUACUGCAGCUAUUACAGAAUUGAGUCUGUACUUCAUCUAUCAAUAACAUAGAAAGACUGGCAUUGUUAGUUUGUUUUUUGUUUUUUUUCAAGUAUUGACUUGGUACCCAUGUAUGGGUACAUUUUACAUCCGUAUAUGUUAAUAGUACACCAGCUAGCCAAACAACUUUUUGGAUAAACCAGCAUGUCUCAAAUGUCUUUGCAUUUGAGAUUCUCCCUGUAGCAAAACUGUAAUGUUAAAAACUGAGAAAUAUAGAGAGUGUCUUAAUGAAUAUAUAUAAGAUUUGUGUUAAAAAGCCUUCAAUGUGAUAUCUGAAUUAUACUAUAUAAUUCAAAGGAACACAAGCACUGACAAAUUAUAAUAAUAGUUUACAGCACCAUCAGUCUGUUAGUGUGUCUUACUGUAUUAAUUUAAAUCAACUAUUAAGUUGAAAUCUUGAUUUAAAUAGUAUUUAAAAGCAUUAGAAGGACAAAAAAAGUACAUUUGAAUAGGUUUGUCAUAUACAUUCACAUGAUCAUUUGUUCAUAAUUAGUACAAUUCUAUUGUAGAAUUCUUGUUUCUAAAAGUAUAAAAGUAAGUUUAACUCAGGCAUAGAAGGAACACUGACAACUGAAGUCAUUACCUCCAUUGUAUAUCUACUUUUAAUUGAUUUUGAAAGGUCAUAGAAAUUAUGUUUUGAAACUGACAUUUAGGUGAAUAACAAAUGGUACAAAACUACAAUCAAGUGGAGUUUUGACUUGAAAAUAUUGCAUAUGCUCUCUUCAGCUAGUGUUUAUAGCAAUAAACAUCAAGGUUUGUUGUUUGCAUUUGUCAAUGUGCUAAGUUGGAGGAAUGUUAUACUUUGCUUAAAUUGCUUAUUUUAAUAAAUUUCUGCAUAUUAAACUGGAAGAGACUACUUGUUAAUGACACUGAAUGGUUCAGAGAUUUCAUUUGUCAUAUUGUAUCUUAUGUGUUUAGGUUAGGAUUUGUUUGCCUAUAGCACUACACUUAAUUUUUUUGUUUUUUUUUAAACCUUGCAUUAUAAAUAAACUUUAUAUAUAAUGCAAGUUUUAUAUAUAACUCUGUAUACAGAAAUAUUUGUUAAUGUGUCAGAUUUUUUCAUCAUUUUGCAAAAUAUUUGAAAAUGAAAAAUGUUUACCAAAUGUGAUUUUUUUCUUUGAUCUCCUAAAAAAGAAUUUAAAGGUGCUGUAAGCGAUUUUAGCGUUCUGAAGCUUUCACGUGACUGAGCCGUUGAAUUAGCUACGACCCCUCAUUCUAAAACCCCACCCUACAAUGAUCAUUUUGAGACCAAAAUCGAGCAAAAGAGCAGCACUGUUUGUUCUUGUGUUCAACAGUGGCAAUAAUAGCGCCCUCAACUGACAUACAUUAAGAAUCAAUGAUCUGCUUCAAAUGAGAACAAACAAAAUGAUUGACAGGUGAAAAGUGUCAGUGUCCGUGGACACAUUUUUGUUUGCUGUUUACAAAGUCUACAGCUGUCACAGAGACUGGUGAGAUAUCUUAGGACACUUGUUUCAUUAAUAUCUUUAAGGGAGUAUUUUUUGCAUACUUUUCCAUUAAAAAAUUGCUUACAGCACCUUUAAGGGAAUAUUCUGGGUUAAAAACAAGUUAAGUUCAAUCGACAGCAUUUGUGACUAUUGAUUACCACAAUUUAUUUUGACUUGUCCCUCUCUUUUGAAAAAAAAAAAAAAAAGUUUAAAUCUGGGUUACAGGGUGAGGCACUUACAAUGGAAGUGAAUGGGAGGGCCAAUUUUUUUUAUGUUAAAAUACAGUUUCAAAAUUAUAGCCACAAGACAUAAAGGAUAUGCACGUAAAAAAAUUUAGUGUGAUAAAAUUGUGUAACCUUUUCUGUGUAAAGUUAUGGCCAAUUUUACAUUUUCGUUUCCAUGGUGUAAUGUCAACAAAUGCUUAAACCCUAAAACGACUGUAAAAAUUGAAUUUUAAACAACUUUACAGCUCAAAUAAUACACAUGUUUUAAAAGAAGAAUUAAUGCAAGUGCUUUUAUAAAAUGAUAAGCCUCACAUUUCUGUUUAAACCCUCCAAAAAUUGGCCACAUACACUUUCAAUGUCCCCAUUCACUUCCAUUGUAAUAGCCUCACUGUAACCUCGAUUUUUGCUUUUUUUUAAAGAAAAAGAGGGACGAAUCAAAAUGAUUUUUUGUGAUAAUCAACAUUAUGCCACAAAUGCUGUUGAUUGAGCUUAUCUGGUAUUGAACCCGGAGCAUUCCUUUAAACUAAGAUACAAUGUCUUUAAAUAGCAAAUUGUUUAAAGAGGGCCAUUGUUUAUUGUUAGGCCAAGACAAUUACAUAAAUACUUUGAACCAGAGAUAACAUAAAUUUAUAAGUCAUACUAUUAUGAUUUAACUGC